Danio aesculapii is the source of this 8033-nucleotide messenger RNA. RefSeq names its product mediator complex subunit 13a (gene med13a). The record is from RefSeq and is a predicted model, not a curated record. The transcript has 30 exons. Lineage: Eukaryota; Metazoa; Chordata; Actinopteri; Cypriniformes; Danionidae. Gene Ontology annotation, biological process: regulation of transcription by RNA polymerase II. Gene Ontology annotation, molecular function: transcription coregulator activity. The coding region runs from base 519 to 6995 and encodes 2158 amino acids. Gene Ontology annotation, cellular component: mediator complex.
UUAGAGAAAGGAAUCCAUGAAUUCAAAUGGAAACCAGCAGGAACACAGACCGAGUAUACGCUUUUAAAUGAAAAUGAGCCAUUUCAUGUAGCUUCUCGUCACCCUUCGACGCUUUUACCGCGGAAUGUUGUUCGUUUUUAACCCGCUUUCGGUGGAGAUGGAGGUAUAAGAGAGUCGUUUUUAAGCUAAAACCGUUUUUAAGCCAAGGGGGAGGGGGGAGAGUUGCCUCUUUUUGCUCUCCCUUUCCUUUUUCUAUUUUAAUAACACAUUCCUCCUCGGUUUCUACAUGUAAUCUGUUUCCUCGCAGCCUCGUCGACGGUUGAGGCCGUUAUUUUUUUAAAUUCGAAUUCGGGCUGAACGCGGGAGGCGCGAGCGAUCGAAUGGGGCUGUUGAAUUCCAUUCCCCCACCGAUUGUUUAAAAAUAAUUCCGUUCACAUUCGACUCGAAUUCGGAGAAACGUUCUUUUUCUUUUUCCAUGGAAAGCCCGAUGAUGGGAUGUUCGAGCGCGCAGUGAAAGGAUGAGUGCUUGUUUCGUACCGAACGGGGCCAGCUUGGAGGACUGCCAUUCCAAUCUAUUCUAUCUGGCUGAUUUGACAGGGAUAAAAUGGAAGAGGUACGUUUGGCAAGGUCCGAUCUCGGCGCCCAUGCUGUUCCCGGUCACCGAGGAAGACCCCAUCCUCUGCAGCUUCAGUCGAUGUCUGAAGUCGGAUGUGCUGAGCGUGUGGAGACGGAGCCAGAGGCAGGGACGUCGGGAGCUCUGGCUCUUCUGGUGGGGCGACGAUCCCAACUUCGCUGAGCUUAUCCACCACGAACUGACAGCAGAGGAUGACGGCGUGUGGGAGAGCGGUCUGUCCUACGAAUGUCGAACUCUUCUCUUUAAGGCCAUUCACAAUCUGCUGGAGAGAUGUCUGAUGAACCGCAGUUUCGUUCGCAUCGGAAAAUGGUUCGUCAAACCCUAUGAAAAGGAUGAGAAGCCUAUAAACAAGAGAGAACACCUGUCUUGCUCCUUCACGUUCUUCCUGCAUGGAGACAGCAAUGUGUGCACCAGCGUAGAGAUCAACCAGCACCAGCCCGUGUACCACCUGAGCGAGGAUCACCUGACACUGGCCCAGCAGGCCUCCAGCCCAUUCCAAGUGAUUCUGAGUCCAUUUGGACUGAACGGAACACUGACCGGCCAGUCCUUCAAGCUUUCUGACCCUCCGACACAGAAGCUCAUUGAAGAAUGGAACCAGUUUUAUCCCAUCAGCCCAACCUCCAAGGAGAGCGCAGAGGACAAAAUGGAGGACAUCGACUGGGAGGAUGAUUCCCUGGCAGCAGUUGAAGUGCUUGUUGGUGGUGUGCGUAUGGUAUAUCCAGCAUGCCUGGUGUUAGUCCCGCAGUCAGACAUCCCCACUGUAACACAGACAGGUUCCUCGCACUGCACCGCUGUCUAUUCAAAUGGCCAUCAAGUGCCUGCUUCAAACCGUGACCCUGCCAUCUCUUCAGUGACUCUGACUCCUCCCACCUCACCUGAGGAAUCUCAGACAGUUCACUCUCACUCGGCACAGAAGUGGAUGCGGUUGCCGGUGGCGAUGGAUGGAUUCAGUGUUGACAACACCAGUCACCACGGUGGCAAGAUUCCACGAAGGAUGGCCAGUCAGGUGGUUGAAACCGUCUGGCAAGAGUGCAACAUCAACCGAGCUCAGAACAAACGGAAAUUCUCCGCCACGGCCUCCAACGGGACCAGCGAGGAGGAGACACUGAUGAAAGUGGGCGCCUGGGACUUUGUUGACUCCACACAGAGAUCAAACUGCAACUGUUCCAGGCACAAAGCACUGAAGCAGAGAGCGAGCAGCACACCUGGUCAGCCGCCCACCGCCGGUCAGACGCAACAGCCGCCCAUCAAGCACAAAGCUGGGGAGAAGCCCGAGAAGGGAGACAAGCAGCAGAAACGGCCGCAGACACCUUUCCACCACCGCAACUCAGUCUGCGAAGAUGUUACAAUGGAAACUGACGCCUCUGCGAGCCAGCGCUUGGCUCUCAGAGGUCAAGAGGGUGGACGAUUUCCUGGGCUCAGGCCUACUGAUGUGGGCACUGGCUCGAAACCACCACAGCUACACAGCGGGGCUGGAUCUACCGUAGGGAGCAGUGGCCCAACGGAGAUGGUCGGCUCUCCUCAACCGCCACCGCUUAGCCCUCACCCCUGCGAACGUGGCGAGGAACCCUCAGACACCAUUAAGAACCCCUCCACCCCACAACAUUUUUAUCCUCCCUCCACAGAGCCCUGCCUCUUGCCCCAGAAGGGCCCAGAUGAUGCACGUUUGGAACCCCUCACCCAACCUUUCCCCUCUGCAUACCCUGAGCCCCUGGAACCCACCCCGUAUAUAAGCGCAGCAGUAAAUAUGGAUGACGAUGGAAGUCAUGCCCCAUGGAGGUUCUUUAACUUGCCUCGUAGGAAAGAUGCAGAGUUUCCUACGCCGACACUACCAGGAGAUAAACUCAGAGAAGAAGCGUCACUCGGAGCUGAAGGGAUUAUGUCUGUUACUGAGUCAAUGGCAGCCUCCAAAAGGCUACUCAAGGUCUCAGAUGAACGGAUCCAGAUGUACCUGCAGCGACAGAACCAGCACCUGGCUGCAGCCAUCACAGACGGCGACCACGAGCCAGAGGUCGACCCUUAUGCCUUUGUUGACGGAGAUGUUAAGUUCACUUUCUCGGAUAAGAAGGACAAAGCUGGGUUAGAGAGAGAACCGGGAAAGAAACACAAGGGAGAAGAUGGCAAUGCUGCGCUAUCUGAUGAUGCUCAGCGGGCUGCGGCCCAUAACCGAGCUGCUUCCACCAGCCUCAUACAUGAUUCAGACCUGGCAGUCUCCAUCAAAGACCUGGACAACCUCUUCAACUCGGAUGAGGAUGAACAAACGCCUGGAGCACGGAGAGCUUUAAAUGGAGCAGAUGAGAAGUUUGGCAGCAAGGAGACAAAGCCAGCCACAUUGGACCCUGUCUCCUGUAUAAGCACAGCUGAUCUUCACCAGAUGUUCCCUACGCCUCCGUCCCUAGAGCAACACUUCAUGGGUUACUCCCCCAUGAACAUGGGCAGUAAAGAUGGUUGUAUGGAGCCUGGCUCUGGCCUCAACACUCUAGAUGGCCCCGCUGCUCUGGGUGGCCCAUUUAAAAUCGAGGUGGAGGAGAGCUUCUGCAGCCCCAAACCUUCUGAAAUCAAGGACUUCUCGUUUGUGUACAAGCCUGAAUUGUGUCAGCCAUUUGUGGGGUGUUCAAUGUUUGCCCCGCUGAAGUCAUUGCCCAGUCAGUGCCUGCCCCCUAUCAAACUGCCUGAUGAGUGUGUUUACAGGCCCAGCUGGACAGUGGGAAAACUGGAGCUACUUAAUUCUGUACCUGCUAUGACCAUUUUCAGCAAGGAUGGUGAAAACAAUGCCAUGGAGCAAGAUUAUAUCCAGACGUACACCCCUCAAACCCAUACACCAUUUUUGUCUAACAGCGCCCCACCCAGCAACAGUGGCACGAGCAUCCUCCCGUCCCCUGCCACGCCACGUUUCUCCGCUCCCACCCCUCGUACCCCACGGACACCUCGAACGCCCAGAGGCCCAGCCAGUGUGCAAGGUUCCCUCAAAUAUGAGAACUCGGAUCUGUACUCGCCGGCCUCGACGCCUUCAACCUGCAGGCCGCUCAACUCUGUAGAGCCUGCGACGGUUCCCUCCAUCCCUGAAGCCCACAGCCUAUACGUCAACCUCAUCCUGUCGGAGUCUGUCAUGAACCUGUUCAAGGACUGCAACUUCGACAGCUGCUGCAUCUGCGUAUGCAACAUGAACAUCAAAGGUGCCGAUGUGGGCAUCUACAUCAACGAUCCAAACAUGGAGGCCCAGUAUCCCUGCGGAUGCGGCUUCAGUGCUGUAGUCAAUCGGCGUUACGGUAAUGGCUCUGGCCUUUUCCUGGAAGAUGAGCUGGAUAUCAUCGGACGGGGUUCGGAUGUGAGCCAGGAGGCGGAGAAGCGCUUUGAGGCUUUACGGUGCAUGUCACUGGAGAAGACAGGGGGCGGAGGCAAGGAUCGAGUCCCGGACGAGCUUAUCUCUCUCCUGCAGGAUCAGUGCACUAAUCCCUUCUCUCCGAUCCUGGCAUUGGACCCUGAGGGACUGUCUUCCCAAGGGCCAGGGGGCACCACUGUACCACCAUGCGUGCGUGUAGAAGAGAGAGACUUCCACAAUGACUGUUACCUGGCUCUAGAACACGGGCGGCAGUUCAUGGACAACAUGUCCGGUGGGAAAGUGGACGAGGUGUUAGUGAAGAGCACGUGUUUGCAUCAUUGGGCCAAACGUAGUGCUGUGGAUGUGAGCGCACUGUGCUCUCAGGACGUGUUGAGAGUUCUCCUCUCUCUCCAACCUGUUCUUCAGGAUGCUAUCCAGAAGAAGAGGACUGUUCGCUCCUGGGGAGUUCAGGGGCCUCUCACAUGGCAGCAGUUUCACAAAAUGGCUGGAAGAGGGUCUUACGGCACUGACGAGUCUCCGGAGCCUCUGCCCAUUCCUACCUUCCUGGUUGGGUAUGAGUAUGACUUUGUGGUGCUGUCUCCCUUUGGCCUGCCGUAUUGGGAAAAGCUACUGCUGGAUCCCUUUGGCUCUCAGAGAGAUGUAGGAUAUCUGGUCCUCUGCCCGGACAGCGAUUCUCUCCUCACUGGAGCCAAGAGUUUCUUCAGAGAGUUGACAGCGGUCUAUGAGUCUUGUAAGCUGGGUCAACAUCGACCAAUCUCCAAAGUGCAUGCUGAUGGCAUUGUUAGGGUGGGUGGAGCUGCUGCCAAGAAGCUCUCAGAACAGCCGGUCAAUGAUUGGUUCCUGAAAGCAGCUAGUGGCAGCAGUGACGCGUUUGCCAAACUUAAGCUGUUUGCCCAAGUCUGCAGGCAUGACCUCGCUCCAUACCUCGCUACACAGCCAUUAGACAGCUCUCUCCUUAUUCAGCCAACGCCUGUCCCUUCUUCCACCCAAUCGUCAUCUUCGCAAUCCUCAGGCUCCGCCUCCUCCAACUCCCAAACCUCAGUGGCCUCUGGAGGCUCCGCCCUCAACAACAACAACAACAACAGUGCUGCCAGCAACAGUGGCUCAGGCCUGCCAGGCAGCACCAAUAACACUCCCUCCUCCUCCUCAGGCCCACAGGGCAGCAGCAUCCAGUCUGCCAAGCCCAGCUCGUUCCCUCCCUUUGGAAGCAUGGGAGUCCAAGGUAACAGCUCCCAGUCUGGGGCUCUGGGCCAGCAGGCUGUCACCCAGAACUCGAGCCUCUCUGGAGACAAUUCAGCCGUCAACAGCCAGACUCAGGGGCCAUCUGAACCACCAGAGAGCACUAUGGAGAGAGAAAAGGUUGGAGUUCCUACAGACGGGGAUUCUCAUGCCAUCACGUACCCACCUGCAAUCAUGAUCUAUAUCGUGGACCCCUUCUCAUAUGAGGAGGCAGAGCCAGGAACGUCACAAUCAAGCAAGUGGACACUGGGACUCCUCCGCUGCUACCUGGAGAUGCUGCAGGCCCUUCCAGCUCAUAUCCGCAACUCUGUCUUUGUACAGAUCGUCCCCUGUCAGUACCUGCUCCAGCCUGUGAGGAGUGAAGAGAGGCACCUUUACGCCCAGCACCUCAAGUCUCUGGCCUUCUCCGUCUUCACCCAGUGCAGAAGACCCCUCCCAACCUCCACCAAUGUGAAGUCAUUGACAGGUUUCGGCCCAGGCCUUGCCCUCGACACCUCGCUCAGGAACCCAGAUAGACCAGAGUGUCUGCGAUUGUACACGCCACCCUUCAUCCUGGCCCCGACGAAAGACAAGCAAACGGAGCUGGGCGAGACUUUCGGAGAGGCGUCUCAGAAGUAUAACGUCCUGUUUGUUGGCUACUGCCUGUCACAUGAUCAAAGAUGGCUCUUGGCCACUUGCACGGACCUGUACGGGGAGCUGCUGGAAACCUGUAUCAUCAGCGUAGAUGUACCCAACAGAGCAAGAAGGAAAAAGGGAUCUGCACGGAAGAUGGGUCUGCAGAAGCUUUGGGAUUGGUGUUUGGGUUUGGUUCAAAUGACAUCGUUGCCAUGGAGAGUUGUGAUUGGCCGGCUUGGACGGAUAGGGCAUGGAGAGUUGCGAGACUGGAGUAUUUUACUGAGCAGACGGAAUCUGCAGUCGGUGUCUCGGAGGCUGAAGGAGAACUGUAAGCUGUGCGGGAUCUCAGCAUCUGACACUCCCAGCAUUCUUAGCGCCUGCCUGGUUGCCAUGGAACCCCAGGGCUCAUUUGUCAUCAUGCCAGACUCCGUAUCAACAGGCUCGGUAUUUGGUCGUAGUACAACUCUAAACAUGCAGACGUCUCAGCUGAGCACGCCGCAGGACACGUCUUGCACACACAUCCUGGUGUUCCCCACCUCUGCCUUUGUGCAAGUCAACAGCUCCAACUACACACACGAGAACAUUGACAUUGCCUUCAAUCCUGGCAAUGAUGGAUCAGAUCCAAUGGGAGGAAUCUUUGACCUACUGGAGCAGGAGAAUGACCUGGUUGAUCCAGAUAUCAUAAACAUCCUCCCUGCCUCACCCACCACAUCACCAGUCCACUCACCCGGAUCCCAGUACCCACAUGGAGGAGACGGGAGCAAGGGUCAAAGUACAGACCGCAUGGAGUCUCACGAAGAAGCUCCCAAUAUCCUCCAGCAGCCAUUAGCUCUGGGCUAUUUUGUGUCCACAGCAAAAGCAGGUCCACUGCCUGACUGGUUCUGGUCUGCGUGUCCUCAGGCACAGAACCAGUGUCCCCUUUUCUUAAAGGCCUCUCUACACCUCCAUGUGUCUUCAGUGCAAUCGGAUGAACUUUUGCACAGCAAACACUCUCACCCUCUGGACUCCAAUCAGACCUCUGAUGUUCUCAGAUUUGUGUUGGAGCAGUACAAUGCCCUUUCCUGGCUGACCUGUGACCCUGCGACCCAGGACCGCCGCUCUUGCCUGCCCAUCCAUUUUGUGGUGCUCAAUCAAAUGUACAACUUCAUCAUGACCAUGUUGUAACACUCACCGAGCAGUACUGAGAGCAGGACCUUAUCAGGGAACAGAAACGAGGAGAGUGAAGAAGAAAAGGCGGAUCUAAAAACAAUCCAACAGGAAACUACAGUGCUGGACUUUAUAAGUGCGCAAGUUACGAUCUGGGUAGGCAGUCACUACACCUCAGACCCAGCACUGUGGAGGAGGAUCAGGCGUCUGGUGUUCAUAACACUCACUCGAAGACAACGAGAGGCCUUGAAGGAGGAUGCAGAGGCCAAAGAAGGAAGAUGGAAGUGCUGACUGCUGGUGUUCGACAUCCCUGGUUCCACGGAUGCUCCGAGCGAUGGUAGCGCGUGGUUCCUCGGUUAGCACGGAUUCGGCCAGUUCUUUAAUCAACGUGUAUGGAGGAGUUAUCUGUAUAGAAUCUGAUGGAAAGGGACUUUUGAUGCUCUUUGAAAUGAGAAUGAAUUCUUGGUUUUAAGACCUCUAAUUCCCUGUUUCUUUUGGAUGAGAUUAUAUCCAAAUGAAAUGCCUGCAUCUGUCUUAUUUAUUGUAAGUUUUUAAAUGUAUAAUUUGUCUGAUUUCUUAACCUCUUUUAUAUAUAAAAGUUCUAGAAGGUUUGUAUCGCCUUCCUGCUUUAAAGCAAUUGGUCAAAAAUAUAUGUAAUCGUCUUAAUUACAAAAACGAACCAUCAAACGGAAAAAACCCACUAAAAAGAUGAAUAAAACAAAGUUGCGGUAGGUUGCUUUUAGAGUAUUAUUUUUUGUAAGGGAGACACAGAUUAUUUGUAUUGUCACGAUGUACAGAGGAGACUGGAUUGGGGGUUUCAGUCCGCGCCUUUGCGCGUGGACAAAAUUACAGCUAAGCUUUAGCUGCACGGGACUUGUACAGCAAUGAAGUUCACUGUGUUUAAAAAUAAAGAGGUACAUUGUCGUAUAUUGUAUUUUAUACCACACAUUUAGACACAAAAACGAAAAACUGCAAUAUAUAAAUAAUUAUAUAUGAAUGCCGCACCAGCAUUGGGUGGCACUGCUUCUGUUUUAGGAAUAAAAAGAGUCAACUUCA